UUUACUAGCCAAAAAUCAGAUGAUGACUAUGAAGAUUAUGCUUCUAAUAAAACGUGGGUCUUGACUCCAAAGGUCCCUGAGGGAGAUGUGACUGUCAUUUUAAACAACCUGCUGGAAGGGUAUGACAAUAAACUUCGACCUGACAUAGGAGUGAAACCAACCUUAAUCCACACAGAUAUGUAUGUGAAUAGCAUUGGGCCAGUGAAUGCAAUCAAUAUGGAAUAUACAAUUGAUAUAUUUUUUGCCCAAACAUGGUACGACAGGCGCUUGAAAUUUAACAGCACCAUCAAAGUCCUCCGACUGAACAGCAACAUGGUGGGGAAGAUCUGGAUCCCAGACACCUUCUUCCGAAACUCAAAAAAGGCCGAUGCGCACUGGAUCACCACUCCCAACAGGAUGCUGAGGAUCUGGAAUGACGGCCGAGUGCUCUACACCCUAAGGCUGACGAUUGAUGCUGAAUGCCAGCUGCAGCUGCACAACUUUCCAAUGGAUGAACACUCCUGCCCCCUGGAGUUCUCCAGCUAUGGCUACCCACGUGAAGAGAUUGUCUAUCAAUGGAAGCGUAGUUCUGUGGAAGUGGGUGACACAAGAUCCUGGAGACUUUACCAAUUUUCAUUUGUUGGGCUGAGAAACACCACGGAAGUGGUGAAGACAACUUCUGGAGACUACGUGGUCAUGUGUGUCUACUUUGACCUCAGCAGAAGAAUGGGCUACUUCACCAUCCAGACCUACAUCCCCUGUACGCUCAUCGUUGUCCUGUCCUGGGUGUCUUUCUGGAUCAAUAAGGAUGCAGUGCCAGCCAGAACCUCUUUAGGUAUCACCACAGUCCUGACGAUGACCACGCUCAGCACCAUCGCCCGGAAAUCUCUCCCCAAGGUCUCCUACGUCACAGCCAUGGACCUCUUUGUAUCUGUUUGCUUUAUCUUUGUCUUCUCUGCUUUGGUGGAGUAUGGGACCCUGCAUUAUUUUGUGAGCAAUCGGAAACCAAGCAAGGACAAGGACAAAAAGAAGAAAAAUCCUGCUCCGACCAUUGAUAUCCGCCCACGAUCAGCAACCAUUCAAAUGAACAAUGCCACACACCUACAAGAGAGGGAUGAAGAAUAUGGGUAUGAGUGUCUGGAUGGCAAGGACUGUGCCAGUUUUUUCUGCUGCUUUGAAGACUGUCGAACCGGAGCCUGGAGACACGGGAGGAUACAUAUCCGUAUUGCCAAAAUGGACUCCUAUGCUAGAAUCUUCUUCCCCACUGCCUUCUGCUUGUUCAAUCUGGUGUACUGGGUCUCUUAUCUUUACCUGUGAGGAGCUUUGGUUUUACUGAUAUGGGUCUUACUUGCUGAAUCUCAUGGAAAGAUGUCCUUUCUAAGUGUAGUUGGUAAUGAUCUGAGUUCAUUUCUACGUCCUGAUCUGGUAAACUGUAUAAUGUCAUAUUGUUUGUGCCCAACUCUCCUUUGGUUAGUGUAAUUUGAACUUCAAUGUAUGUCAUGUUUCAAACCUGCAAGGCAAAAGUAAAAUCAGAACAAGAACUCUGAAGCCAAGCAAGAUAGUUACUUUUCAACUACAACAACUGAAAUUGUGAGAGCGUGACUCUUUAUAGAGGUGGUAUCUUUACUUGGUUCAUAAUACAGUUCCACCCAAAAGGUCCCAAACCGUAUCCUAUGUUCGCUUGGGGUCAAGUUGUGGUAAACUCAAACAAAAUAGAAUACCUCCCUUAUUUGUGAAGA
Molecule: messenger RNA, 1718 nt
Organism: Dipodomys ordii (Ord's kangaroo rat)
Lineage: Eukaryota; Metazoa; Chordata; Mammalia; Rodentia; Heteromyidae
Gene: Gabrg2
Product: gamma-aminobutyric acid (GABA) A receptor, gamma 2
Exons: 8
Coding region: 178-1296 (372 amino acids)
Biological process (GO): regulation of postsynaptic membrane potential; chloride transport; synaptic transmission, GABAergic
Cellular component (GO): GABA-A receptor complex; dendrite membrane; neuron projection
Molecular function (GO): benzodiazepine receptor activity; GABA-A receptor activity; transmitter-gated monoatomic ion channel activity involved in regulation of postsynaptic membrane potential
Source: RefSeq, a predicted model, not a curated record